CCCAAUGUGAAUACUUCUAGCAUCCAUGUGAAUCCUAAAUUUUUAAAUAAAUUGCCUGAAGAGCCUCCUACACCUACUACGGUGGUCAGUUCCCCUGGUAUCUCCACGCCUCCAAUUGUCCCUGAUAUCCAAAAGAAUUUGACUCAAGAGCAACUGAUAAGGCAACAGCUGCUGGCAAAGCAAAAACAGUUGUUAGAACUUCAACAGAAAAAAUUGGAGCUGGAGCUGGAACAAACUAAGGCACAAUUGGCAGUUUCUCUUAGUGUUCAGCAAGAGGCAUCUAACAUAGUUCCUGGAUCAGCACCUUCCAAAUUACUUGUUUCACAAAUUCCACCUAUGGCAGUUAAAGCUUCUCAUCAGGUUUCUGUACAGCCUGAAAAGAGUCGUCCUUCCUCCUCUUCACAGCUCCAGGAUAUGAAAGUAACAAAUAGAGAUCCUCGUCUUAAUCGGAUUAGCCAACAUUUUUCUCAUGGUAAAGAGCAAAGUCACAGGAAAGACUUUCUAGUAAAUGCAAUGAAUCAGUCUGAUAUCAAGGCAAAUAAAUCUAUGCCUGCUGAUAAACAAAACUCAUCAAAGCAAGAAAAAAGUAAAUCAAGUGAAAAAAUCACAAAGAAAGAACUUGACCAAUUAGAUACUAAAUCCAAAUCUAAAUCUCCUUCACCUUUGAAAAACAAAUUUUCUCACACAAAAGAUAUAAAAAAUCAGGAACCUGAAAGUGGUCGAGGGGUCCCUGAAAUGAGCAAGAGAGAUCCCCCAUUAAAAAAACACCUCCAGGAUAAACCUGAUAGCAAAGAUGAUGACUUAAAAGAGAACAGAAAAUCUUCAGAAAAAAAAGAUAAAGAGGAGCAUGUGAAGUCAUCUGAACACAGACUCACUGGAGGUAGAAAUAAAAUUAUAAAUGGUAUUGUACAGAAACAAGAUGCUGGUACUGAAGAAUCAGAAAAACAGGGGACAAAAACAGGAAGAUUAAGUACUAGAAAAAGAUCUCGAUCACGAUCUCCGAAGUCUCGGUCACCAAUCACGCAUUCUCCAAAAAGGAGAGAUAGGCGCUCACCUAAACGAAGGCAAAGGAGCAUUUCUCCUUCUCCUUCUACACCUAAAACUGGAAAGCUACGCCAAUCAGGAGUUAGGCAGUCACAUGUAGAAGGAUUUGCACAAGCUUCUCGUGAUGAAAGAAGUUCUAAUAAAAGAAGUACUAAGCAGGACACCCGGCAUCCCAGGCGAGUAAAAAAGACUCAGGAAGAGAGACCACAAGAAACUCUAAAUCAGCAUUCUACAAAAUCAGGAUCUGAACCAAAGGAAAAUGUAGAAAAUUGGCAAAGCUCUAAGUCUACAAAAAGAUGGAAAUCUGGUUGGGAGGAAAAUAAAAGUUUACAGCAGGGUGAAGAGCAUCAAGGACUUGGUAAAUCACCUCAUCUAAGGCAUAGAGAGAGUUGGGGAAGUGCUAAAGGAAUUUUAUCAUCCCGAGCCCCCAAACAACAACAUCGAUUAAGUGUAGAUGCCAAUCUUCAGAUUCCUAAAGAAUUAACUUCUGCAAGCAAGAGAGAAUUACUUAAAAAGGCAAAUGAUAGUUUAACAUCUGGUGAAAUUACACAGGAUGAAUUCCUUGUUGUUGUUCAUCAGAUUCGUCAGCUCUUUCAGUAUCAAGAAGGAAAACAUAGCUGCAAUGUAUGGGAUAGUCCUACAGAAGAAAAUAAAGGUGGAUUGAAAAAGAAACCUCUCUUAUCUGAUGCUGAAUUAACAUAUUAUGAGCAUAAAGCUAAACUCAAAAGGACACAGGUUCAGCAUUCAUUUCCAAGACUUGAUCUCUUAGAUAUAUUUGAUUACCAUUUGACUGAUGCUUUGUUGUCUGGAAUAGAAUGUGAACCAUCCAAAAGUAAACAUACAGGUAGGAGUAGUGGAGCACAGUUUGACAGAAAAGAACAAUUUAGUGAAAGAUCAAGGCGUCUUUCUCCAAUAUCUGGAAGCCGUACUUAUGCGGAGACUUCCCCCCAUGAUAGUCGAAGAAGGCAUGAAGAACAAGUUUCUGCCAAAGGUGUCCGAGAAGAGCAAAGGUCUCCAUUCAGUGAGUGUUUUGCACUUAAGAGACCUAGAUAUGAAGAUUCAGAUAAAACAUUUGCAGACAGCCCAGCAUCAAGAUAUUCAAGCCUCGAUACAACAAAUCAGAGACUCACAGCAUUAGCUGAAGAUAGACCAUUAUUUGAUGGACCUUCUAGAACAUCUGUAGCAAGGGGGGAUGGCCCAACUAAAAUGAUUUUUGAAGGACCUAAUAAGCCAAACCCUAGAAUUGAUGGACCUCCAACACCAGCUUCUCUUCGGUUUGAAGGGUCACCAGGACAAAGAGUGGGCGGGGGGACCCAAAGUGAUUCAAAUAAGCGUUCGCACCUACGAGAUUCACUGUAA
Messenger RNA from Antechinus flavipes (yellow-footed antechinus), 2403 nucleotides. RefSeq names its product pre-mRNA cleavage complex 2 protein Pcf11-like. Gene Ontology annotation, cellular component: mRNA cleavage factor complex; cytoplasm. Gene Ontology annotation, biological process: termination of RNA polymerase II transcription. Gene Ontology annotation, molecular function: mRNA binding; RNA polymerase II complex binding. NCBI's taxonomy places the organism in Eukaryota, Metazoa, Chordata, Mammalia, Dasyuromorphia, Dasyuridae. The record is from RefSeq and is a predicted model, not a curated record.